UGCUUGCGUCAGCCGUGUGCGCCCCGAAGCACCCAGGCCAGCCGCAUGGCUGCGGGCUGUGCGGACUCGCCGCGGCCCAAGACGGCCUCCGAGAGGCCCGUGGCGAGUCAGGCCGCGGUUCUGCCGUGCCUGGAGCUGCCGAGCUAUGCCGCGGCGUGUGCGCUGGUGAGCAGCCGCUACUCCUGCCUGGUGGCCGCCCCGCACCGCAGGCACAUCGCCCUGUCGCCCCGCUACUUGAGCAGGAAGCGCACGGGCAUCCGCGAGCAGCUGGACGCCGAGCUCCUGCGCUACUCCGAGAGCCUUUUAGGUGUUCCUAUUGCAUAUGAUAACAUCAGAGUUGUGGGUGAACUGGGAGAUAUUUUUGAUGAUCAAGGUCACAUUCAUCUUAACAUUGAAGCAGAUUUUGUUAUUUUCUGUCCUGAACCAGGACAAAAGUUAAUGGGUACAGUUAAUAAGGUAUCUUCCAGCCAUAUUGGCUGUUUAGUACAUGGGUGUUUCAAUGCCUCUAUCCCUAAACCGGAGCAAAUGUCAUAUGAGGAGUGGCAGACAUUGGAGAUAAAUGUAGGCGAUGAGCUGGAAUUUGAUGUAUUUCGCUUAGAUUCAGAUUCUGCUGGAGUAUUCUGCAUUCGAGGAAAGCUAAACACCACAAGUUUGCAGCGUAAGAGCUCUGUAUUGUCUGAAGAUGUAGCAGAAACUGGCAGUGAAGAGGUUGUUGAAAAAAUUUCAAAGAAAAAAAAGAAGAAGAAGAAAGACACAGUCGAUAGUGUCACAGAACUAGCAGAUGUUACAGAUGUUACUCCAGUGGAAGAAACAGACCUACCAUGUAGUGACAAUGUGAAUGACUUCUUUGAAGAAGAGCCAAAGAAGAAGAAAAAGAAGAAGAAAAGACACCAGGAAGAUCAGGACCCCAUUUUCCAAGCCAGUGACUCCAGUGGCUACCAAAGUGACCAUAAAAAGAAAAAAAAGAAAAGGAAACACAGUGAAGAGGCUAGCCUUGAGUCACCUAAGAAGAUGCAGUGAUUGUCUUUUUGUUGUUAAUAUAUUUAGAUACCCUAGAUGAACAGAGAUUUUUGAAUGGUAGGAAAUGUUUAGAUAUUUGUUCACAAGCAAAUACUUGAUUAGUAAUUGAAGGGUUUUGUACUAAAAUCAUACAACUGACUUAAUUUUGGAUAGUACUAUUAUUACUGAAGUGUUAUUUUAUUACAAUUCAGUAUGAAAUGUUAACAAAUGCUUUCACUCCUGACUCAUGUUCAUGCUCUACAUAAAAUUUAAAUUCUCAGCAUUUGCCAAAGAACUUUAUAGUACUUACAAUUAUUUUUUUUUAUAAUAAUAACUUUUGCCCUUAGGAUGGAUAUAUAUAUAUAUUUAAAGCUCAAUAAAUUUACCCAUUUUAAGUUUCCCUUAAA
Meriones unguiculatus (Mongolian gerbil) is the source of this 1406-nucleotide messenger RNA. RefSeq names its product RNA polymerase I subunit F (gene Polr1f). NCBI's taxonomy places the organism in Eukaryota, Metazoa, Chordata, Mammalia, Rodentia, Muridae. The record is from RefSeq and is a predicted model, not a curated record. Gene Ontology annotation, biological process: DNA-templated transcription; DNA-templated transcription initiation. Gene Ontology annotation, cellular component: RNA polymerase I complex. The transcript has 4 exons. Bases 46 to 1020 code for a protein of 324 amino acids.